Messenger RNA from Schistocerca serialis cubense, 1338 nucleotides. RefSeq lists its product as uncharacterized. NCBI's taxonomy places the organism in Eukaryota, Metazoa, Arthropoda, Insecta, Orthoptera, Acrididae. The record is from RefSeq and is a predicted model, not a curated record. The transcript is spliced from 2 exons. Bases 30 to 938 code for a protein of 302 amino acids.
GUACGGCUGCCACAGAAGGAGUUACUGGCAUGUUACCGGCAAAUAACCGCCCUCUCACCACAAUGCCUCGUUCAGCUGUCUCCAAUAGAGGUGCUGCCAAAGUUGGUAUCUCAAGUGGAAACUUCACAGAACCCAAGAAACUGUGGGGGACUAAAGGUUUCUCUAGCGACCAGGAUAGUCCAGUGAGUCACGUUCCUGAUGGAAGUGACAGACGCACAGGUUCUGCUUCCGCUAUGCGUGAAGAAGCAAAUACUCAGCCGGCAACGACCUGUUCAGAGGAGGCAUCCAAAGGAAUGACUGAUACAGAGAGCAUCGUGGAGGAAUUGUUGGCUAUUCUGGCCGAGACAGGUAAGAGUGAUGAGGCAAAAGGCCCGAUUUCCCGUCCGCGAAGCUGUUCUCCUGUGCGUAGGUCGCCGUGUGGGAAUAACAGCCAAAGAGCUUCAAUCGCCAUAAAAUCUCACACCCAAGUGACCUCACCAGGUGAACAGAGGCAGCCUGAAACAAAACUUCGAAAUGAAAUUAGAAAAGAAUGCGGAGAAAGUGGUGAGCAACUGUCCACAGCAGACGCUGCUACUGCAGAUUCAGCGAACGCUCGAAGGAGAUCUAAUCGUGCUGAGGAGCCAAUCGUGCAGCAGAACACGACUACGGUGGAGGAGACUGAUUCUCCCAGAGAGAAGCUGGUGGUGCGUUUCAGCAGAAGCCAGCCCACAGAGAGUAGUGAAGCUUCGGGACCGCCUCCGCAGUGGAGACUCGUGCCAAUCUCCGCGAAGAGUUCUCCCGCGGCGAAGCAGUCCUGCUCGUCCGCCAAGCAGUGCCCGCCCCCGAACUCAGAGCAUUCGCAGUCGGCGGGCAACGGCGCGCAGCCACGUCGCCAGUCAACUGGAGACUGUCGCGGCUCUUCACAGUCCGUACUGUCGCGUGAAAAUUCUCCCUCCUAGCAAGACUCUGACAGCCACAGGCAUACAGGAUGACAGCAAGGUUCCGGAGAGCUGCUGGGACCGUGGGCUUCGUGUUGAGGAAUGGCGGUAAAGUAAGAAUCCUCAUCGCUGUCAUACGUGUGAACUGUAUGUAUAAUUUUUUUUCCGUUAUCCUGAAGCUGACAUCUGUUCAUCCUGUUUCUUGUUCUUUUGAAAUAAGCCUUGGAGAGUCAUUAAAGUGUAAUGGAACUUGCCCACUUAAGAGUCUGGAUACCUACCAGGCGCGUAUGAAGCCUUUUGCUAGCGCAUAACACAAAGUACCUUCUUUCCUGACAGCUUUGCAACGUUGGCUUCGACUAAUCAGCUCCAAGAUUUUUAACAAGUAUUGAAGAGCUCAAAAGUAUUUCAUGUCUGACAUAAG